AUGUCCCGCGCCGUUUUAUCCUCUUCUUCUCCCUUGGUUCCCCUCACCAAAAAGACCUCUCUUACCGCUGCGUUGCGCAAGCUCACACCUCCCAUCCCUCUGCGCGAAAACGUGCGCAAAGUCGUCCUCUCAUUCAACAAAGACGCCCACGCGUCAGCACGGAACUUUGCGAGGGACAUAUACCCCCGGCUGGCGUUCUCCAACAAACAUGUAGCAUUUACCGUCUCUCCACUCCCGAAGCCUCCCCAACCGGACGCAGGCUCACCUCCCGAAUGGCUCAUCACGCUCGAGAACGGAGAAGAGAAGAGGUUACCAUUGCCAGUGAGCGAGAGGCCUGGGUGGAUACUCAAGAAACUUGUAGAUGAGGCUGGAGCGACGCAGUGGGAUCAGGAGAUGUUGAAGAGCAGGGAAGAGGAAGAAGGGAGUAGGUAG
Dacryopinax primogenitus is the source of this 432-nucleotide messenger RNA. RefSeq lists its product as uncharacterized. Lineage: Eukaryota; Fungi; Basidiomycota; Dacrymycetes; Dacrymycetales; Dacrymycetaceae. The coding region runs from base 1 to 432 and encodes 143 amino acids. The transcript is spliced from 3 exons. The record is from RefSeq and is a predicted model, not a curated record.